AAAUAACCUCAUAAAUCAAAGUCACAUGGGCCAUGGUAUGUCAAGUCAUUCGAAUUCACAUACAUUCAUGUUGGAUUAUACAGGCUCAUGUGCAAUAUAAAAUAGACAUAUGCAUCAUAUAAAAUCUCUAGUUCAAAGCCUACAUAGACAGAUAGAUGUAUCACUUUUAACAUUAGAAAGUCAGUGCAGAUAUCUGACUGUCUUGAUCUCUCAUCUAAGCCUUUUUAACUCAUAAAUGGAAUGUCUGACUGACAUAUCAAGGGUCUCCAACUGAAAUCAAAAACUCCAUCUAAAUCACUGUUUCAGUCUGGGUCUCCCUGAAGAUCCGGCAGACAUGUUAGGCAGCACUCCUAAAACAAUGCUUUGCAUGCUGAUUUUCAUGUGUUCCAUUAUUGGAGAGAGAUGUGCAGACCCACCACAAUACAAAUCACAGUCAAACGUUUACACUCACUGGACACUGGACAAGGCAGACAACAGUGGAGGCCAUGGCCAUAAAGGCAGAUUUUGUUGCUUUUCUAAAGACCCACUAGUGGAUGCUGAUACUUGGAGUGAAUCAAUAGACAAACUAUUGACCUGCAAAGCUGGUCAGGCAGCUUUCCAGGAGUUUCUGAGGUCAGAGUACAGUGAGGAGAACAUCCUGUUCUGGCUGGCCUGCGAAGAAUACAAGACGAUCAAGAGCACUCCAGAGAUGAUCACCUCUGCAAACAGAAUAUAUACAGAGUUUGUGCAAGUGGAGGCCCCCAAACAGAUCAACAUUGACUGUACCACCAGAGCAAAUAUAACCAAGAACAUUUCCCAGCCCAACCUGAACUCAUUUGAUACAGCACAAAAGCUAAUAUAUUGUCUUAUGGCUAGAGACUGUUACCCAAGGUUCUUAAAAUCUGAUGCCUACCAAAGCAUUUUGAGAACCGGAGGCAAAGGCUGAACGUAACAACACAUGUGGAGUACGAAACCGAAUGUAAAUAGAUUAAUGUAAACAUCAAGCAGCUCUUAAUAGUCAAGGCAACAUUUCUAAAUGCACUUUCAUUUUUUUUUCAAUGACUAAUCCAGCCUCUAUCCAUUCUGGUUUGUCAUUUCAUCUCAUCUUCCAUGUGUUGUAAUCAUAACUUAUUUGAAGAACCUACAACUUGGCACAUGUAAAGGUAACAGCACCUCAUAUGCUGUGUUAGAGCUGGAAAUAGUUUAUGCCAGAUCACAUUAGAAUUCAUUCAACAGUCUUUUACUGAAAGGAAAGGUUUUCUUGUAUAACUAGGUGUGCAAUACUGAAUAUGAUUAAACCAAUUACAGGGCUAGAUAUACCUAUAUUAUUUCAUAUGAUAUUUUGUAUGCUCUCUCAUAUGCUGUUUCACUAUGGUCUGUUUAUUUUUUUUUCUUAUGGUAUUAGUGCUCAGUGAAAACAUCAAUACAAAUGCCGCUGAGGUUUUUUUUUUUAUCUGCUGUGAAUUUGCAUGCAAAUUAGAGCACAGUUCUAAAUAAACUCAUCUACAUCUGUCAGAACAAUAAUAACCUUUUUUUUUUUAUUAAGGCACUCAAAUAAAGUCCAUCACUCUGUGGAGUUUGCAUACAAAACAGAGACAGUUUGUAUUAGUCACUAGUUUUAUGGCUCAUUGGAGAUCUUUCAGCAGAGUCAUUUAUCCUUUUGAUUUCCAACAGGUCAACUGAACCUGGCUGGACCAUUCUGUAUAAAUAGUUAUUAUGUGUUAUCACUGGCCUGCCACUCCCUUCUUUACGGCCUGCAAUCCCACCUGGUGCAGGGGACCAGGAGGCGAUUCUUGAUUCAUGUUAAUAUAU
This is a messenger RNA of Alosa alosa (allis shad), 1791 nucleotides long. RefSeq names its product regulator of G protein signaling 1 (gene rgs1). The record is from RefSeq and is a predicted model, not a curated record. NCBI's taxonomy places the organism in Eukaryota, Metazoa, Chordata, Actinopteri, Clupeiformes, Clupeidae. The transcript has 4 exons. The coding region runs from base 335 to 925 and encodes 196 amino acids.